Bolinopsis microptera is the source of this 1629-nucleotide messenger RNA. RefSeq lists its product as uncharacterized. NCBI's taxonomy places the organism in Eukaryota, Metazoa, Ctenophora, Tentaculata, Lobata, Bolinopsidae. The record is from RefSeq and is a predicted model, not a curated record. The transcript has 3 exons. Bases 108 to 1481 code for a protein of 457 amino acids.
UCCUCACUUACGUUUGCAAGUCGUACUUUCCUAUUUUCUGUACGAUAGUUAUUGAACUUACAGUAUAUCACACUGCUGCAACCCACACCUAAGGUUGCUAACCUGUCAUGGAAUCACAAAUAUUGGAUCAACACAAUCUACCAGCACCUCCAACAAACUCCUCGGCUAUAGACCCCAUGGUGGUGUUGCCAGUGACGGAUCAAACGAUGUUGAUAAUUGACCCCUUCGAAUUUCAUUCUCAACCGAACAUUACUCCACAGAAUACAACUCUUCUAGGUUUUGAAGAAAGCCCUAAUAGUGGUUCAAAUAAGGAUAUGAACUACAACAAAUUGUACAUAACUCGAACUGUUAUGAUUCCUGCGUUGGUUCUUGUGGUUUUAUCUUCUCUCUUCUUGAUCUACAUAAUCAUCAGUAAAUUAAGAGAAGUUAUGAAGCUUUACUUAUCAGUUGUACUGUAUGCUGUCUCUAUCUUAUACUUUGCAUCACAGGUCGCUACCAUGCUCCUUUAUAAUAAGAAAGACGAGCGGGAAUGUAAAACAAUACACAGUCUAGUAAUGGAAUCUUUACAACUAUGCGGACUAAUACUCCCAGCAAUGUCAAUCCUGACGAUGACAAUUACCAGAGUUUUAUUCCUAACAUCUCCAUUUCACUGGAGAGAGACUCUCUGCUACAAAAACCAGAUAUUAGGGUUCCUAGGAACCAUCGCCAUCACACUGAUCAUCAGUUUCUCACCCCUCUACGGACUAUGUGAUAUGCGGUUGUACCAAGGCCAGCGGUUCUGUGUUUUUGUGAAGAGUUGGAGCAGUAAGGAUGUGGCGUGUGUAGCGCUAACUGUGGGGGCUGGGUUACUCCUCCCUAAAUUAGCUGUGUUAGUGUUGUAUGGUGUGAUUUACGGGAUUGUAACCAGGGCCAGAGCUUCUCAAAAAGUACUUACUAAAUCAGCUGACUCGACAUCUACCACUGUGUCAACAAAGAAGAGGAAGCUCAAAACAGAACGUCAAACGUUUCCUUGGUCGAUAGUAAUAAUACUUCUCCUGGACACCAUAUCAGCUCUUCCCUGGGUCUUAUUUGUGGGAGCUCCAGAGGUCCUCCUCGUAACUCCUAAACCUUUCAAACAUCCACCACAUGUUCACAAGGUUCCAGUUGAUAUAGCACUGGCUUCUGAAGCUCCUUUUGAGGCUCCUUACACUGGUCCAACACUACUACCAUCUAAAGUCUCUGGUCUACUUCAGCCCACUACGGACCAAAUGGAUCACCAACGAACCCCAGAAGUUCAAGAUGCAAAUCAGGAUGAAAACAAAAAGUUUCAGCCACAGGGACAAGCCACAAAGUUGUUUAUACUGGACCUUUUAUACACAGCGCUACUGCUUGGAACAGCUUGUAGUCCUGCUGCUUACCUACUUACCACUACUACUGUCAGAAACAAAGCUGCUCAGUGUUUCAGAUCUGUCAGAAACAAAGCUGUGCAAUGUUUCAAAUGAAACUGAAGAUAUCCAUUUUCUAAUAUGGCAGAUUUUUAAUGUGGCAGAUUUUCUAAUGUGAAGGAUUUUCUAAUGAGGUGAUUUUAUUUUUCGCGUUGAUCUCCGAUUAUAACGAUUACAAGAUCAUAAUUAUCUAAUUCUAUCAUUU